GACUACUUGAAUGUGUGAGAAAAAACUGACCAGUCCUAAAGAAUGAUCUCUACCACGAUGGACAUGGGAACAUUACUUAGUCGCUCGAUAUUGCUGGCUUUACUCAUAUUCACGGUUACCCAGGAGGCGCGAGGAUUGCUGUGCUAUUGUGAGCGAUGUGUAAAUCGGACAUGCAACACAACUGGCCUGUGUUUUGCUGUCAUUGCAAAGUCUGCCGGACAAUUUGUGGCCCAGGAGAGUCAGUGCAUUCAGCAGGAUGAUCUAUACCCACGGGACAGGCCUUUCCAAUGCGCCCCCUCCAACAACGGCAAACAUCCGUUUUGCUGUGACACACACAUGUGCAACAAGAACCCAAAGGUCAACCCAGAGUUGCCUGAUGCUGAAAUUGACACUCUGAGUCCUAUAGCCUUAGCCGCGGUUAUUGCCAUCCCCAUCUGCGUGCUGAGCUUCAUGCUGGUGCUUCUCUUCUACAUGUGCCAUAAUCGCUUCAUCAUCCACCAUCGUGUGCCAAAUGAGGAAGACCCCACUAAGGACCACCCAUUCCUUGCUGACGGCACCACACUGAAGGACCUCAUCUAUGACAUGACCACUUCUGGAUCAGGCUCAGGUUUGCCGCUGCUAGUGCAGAGGACCAUUGCCAGGACCAUCAUCCUCCAGGAGAGCAUAGGGAAGGGCCGUUUUGGAGAGGUGUGGAGGGGCCGUUGGCGUGGAGAGGAGGUGGCAGUAAAGAUCUUCUCCUCCAGAGAGGAGCGCUCUUGGUUCCGUGAGGCGGAAAUCUACCAGACUGUCAUGCUUCGUCAUGAGAACAUCCUGGGCUUUAUUGCUGCAGACAACAAAGAUAACGGCACGUGGACUCAGCUGUGGCUGGUUUCUGAUUACCAUGAGCACGGCUCGCUCUUUGACUACCUGAACAGGUACACGGUCACAGUAGAGGGCAUGAUCAAGCUGUCUCUCUCCACUGCCAGUGGUCUGGUUCAUCUACAUAUGGAGAUUGUAGGCACUCAGGGUAAGCCUGCAAUUGCCCAUCGUGAUCUGAAAUCCAAAAACAUCUUAGUGAAGAAGAAUGGUACCUGCUGCAUUGCUGACCUUGGAAUGGCUGUGCGCCACGACUCAGCCACAGACACAAUUGAUAUUGCACCCAACCACAGAGUGGGCACUAAAAGGUAUAUGGCCCCUGAGGUGCUGGAUGACACUAUUAACAUGAAGCACUUUGAGUCUUUUAAAAGGGCAGACAUCUAUGCCUUGGGUCUGGUGUUUUGGGAAAUUGCUCGCAGGUGUUCAAUUGGAGGCAUACAUGAGGACUACCAGCUGCCCUACUAUGACCUUGUACCAUCUGAUCCAUCAAUAGAGGACAUGAAGCAGGUAGUGUGUGACCAAAAGCUUCGUGCCAACAUCCCUAACAGGUGGCAGAGCUGCGAGGCCCUGCGUGUGAUGGCAAAGAUCAUGAGGGAAUGCUGGUAUGCCAACGGAGGUGCUCGCCUCACCGCGCUCCGUGUAAAAAAGUCUCUAUCCCAGCUCAGUCAGCAAGAAGGAAUCAAGAUCUAAAGCACAACUCUCAUCAUCUUUACACUGCCUGUCCUCUCCCUCCACGCAUCUAGAGAGGACAGCGCGUUACCUACAUCCGGUGUGGAGGUUUACUUCAAUCAGGAAUAUCGAGGGACCAAAAAGGAUUGGUGCUGUUUCACUGUUGUAUGACCAUGAACAGAGACCUCCUCAUCAUGCAAGAACACCUCAGAUAAACUUUACCAGCCAUGCUUCAUCCGGUGAGUCACCAAACAACAACCACAGAUGGCCAUUCGGUGUCAUUGAUGUGCUUUUCAAACUGGACUUGAGCCUUUUGGACUUGUUUCUGUAUAUAGCCUGUUGUCUGUAGAUGUACAUAUCUGAUUUGCUUGUAUGCUCGUAUAUUCACGUGUAGAUUAACACAGAAACAAAUACUGUACAUAAUGACAUGCUGCAGUGUUUGUCCCAGGAAGUGCCACUGCUCUGAAACAGUCCUGUUUACCAUCUUUGGUAAAAAAAAAAAAAAGUAGGUAAGUAAGAUCUUUGUAGGUAUCAAGUCACUACGUCUCUUUAAAACUGCCAUUGGAUUUACACAAAGCACUCGUUUGCAAACAACUCAUCAGUUGAAGAAAACACUGAAAGUAAAAAGAAUAAUAUUCUGCUGAUUGCUGUAGCAGCAACUCCAAAGAGUCACCUGAUUAUGUGGAAGUGGUUUCAUAAUGUGGAUUGCGACUUCACCGUACUCUCUUUCCAGAGACCAAGAGCGAGCCUGAAGGGACCAGCCAGAAAACUGGGUUAGUCAUCAAAGCCAUUUGUACAAAGGCCGCCUCAGCUACAGCACAUCUAUGUAACUGUAAUAAGAAUGUGUAUGAUUUUAUGCACAUUUGAAUGGACUGUGCUUUGUCGCAAUUCGAUUAUAUUUUUCUGUAGCAUUUACAGUUUUCAUUCAUGCACGUUCAGGGUUAGUUCACCCAAAAAUGAAAAUUCUGACAAUGAUUACUUACCCUCAUAAGUCCCGUAACACCUUCGUUCCUCUUCAGAACACAAAUUAAUACAUUUUAGAUGAAAUCCAAGAGCUUUCUCAACCUGCAUAGACAGCAAGGGUCCUGCCACAAUCAAGCCACAGAAACAUAGUAAGGACAUUGUUAAAUAUGGUUCCAUCAGUGGUUCCAUAAUUUAAUAAAGCUACGAGAAUAUUUUUGUGCGCAAAGAAAACAAAUGAUGACUUUAUUCAAGGAUUUCUUCUCUUCUGGGACAGUCUUCCACCAUUAUCGACACAUGCGCAUUGUUUUCCUCUACUUAUGAACAAGGUGAAGUGUGCGUCAGCAGCAACACGCGCAUGCGUCGAUAAUGGCGGAGGACUGUCCCGACUGAUGUCACGUGAACCGUUUUAACGAUGUCCUUACUGCAUUUCUGUGGUUUGAU
This is a messenger RNA of Carassius carassius (crucian carp), 2928 nucleotides long. Its product is annotated as TGF-beta receptor type-1-like. The record is from RefSeq and is a predicted model, not a curated record. Gene Ontology annotation, biological process: activin receptor signaling pathway; nervous system development; protein phosphorylation. The coding region runs from base 43 to 1545 and encodes 500 amino acids. Gene Ontology annotation, molecular function: transforming growth factor beta receptor activity, type I; ATP binding; activin binding. Gene Ontology annotation, cellular component: activin receptor complex; plasma membrane. The transcript has 9 exons. NCBI's taxonomy places the organism in Eukaryota, Metazoa, Chordata, Actinopteri, Cypriniformes, Cyprinidae.